AUGUCCUUGAUAUGCAUUGCCUCAGGAACAAAGGUGGCUCUGUUUAACCGACUACGAUCCCAGACAGUUAGUACCAGAUACUUGCAUGUAGAAGGAGGUAAUUUUCAUGCCAGUUCACAGCAGUGGGGAGCAUUUUUUAUUCAUCUCUUGGAUGAUGAUGAAUCAGAAGGAGAAGAAUUCACAGUCCGAGAUGGCUACAUCCAUUAUGGACAAACAGUCAAACUUGUGUGCUCAGUUACUGGCAUGGCACUACCAAGAUUGAUAAUUAGGAAAGUUGAUAAGCAGACCGCAUUAUUGGAUGCAGAUGAUCCUGUGUCACAACUCCAUAAAUGUGCAUUUUACCUUAAGGAUACAGAAAGAAUGUACUUGUGCCUUUCUCAAGAAAGAAUAAUUCAAUUUCAGGCCACUCCAUGUCCAAAAGAACCAAAUAAAGAGAUGAUAAAUGAUGGCGCUUCCUGGACAAUCAUUAGCACAGAUAAGGCAGAAUAUACAUUUUACGAGGGAAUGGGCCCUGUCCUUGCCCCAGUCACGCCUGUGCCUGUCGUAGAGAGCCUUCAGUUGAAUGGCGGUGGGGACGUAGCAAUGCUUGAACUUACAGGACAGAAUUUCACUCCAAAUUUACGAGUGUGGUUUGGGGAUGUAGAAGCUGAAACUAUGUACAGGUGUGGAGAGAGUAUGCUCUGCGUCGUCCCAGACAUUUCUGCAUUCCGAGAAGGUUGGAGAUGGGUCCGGCAACCAGUCCAGGUUCCAGUAACUUUGGUCCGAAAUGAUGGAAUCAUUUAUUCCACCAGCCUUACCUUUACCUACACACCAGAACCAGGGCCGCGGCCACAUUGCAGUGCAGCAGGAGCAAUCCUUCGAGCCAAUUCAAGCCAGGUGCCCCCUAAUGAAUCAAACACAAACAGCGAGGGAAGUUACACAAACGCCAGCACAAAUUCAACCAGUGUCACAUCGUCUACAGCCACCGUGGUAUCCUAACUACCGUCUUUUUGCUAGGACUUAAACUGACUUGAGUGUGGCAAAAAGUCAAAAAAGGAGAAAAAAUGAACAAUCUUUUGUGGUUUCUUGGGAAAACUUUUCAUACCAGGUGAUACUAUUCAAAAACCCCGUUAUCUCUCUGCAAGUGCUGAUUUGAAAUGCAGAAGCCACAGUUAAAAAAAAAAAAAAGUCAAAAUGUACAAACUAUUGGAAAUCAAGUUUUUCAGAUGUUUGGUUGGUUGGUUGGUUGGUUUUUGUUUGGUUUUGUUUAAAUGGGCAAGAAGUAAAUAAUGUGGCUGGAAUACAAGUUGAACAAACUAGAAGACACAAAUCUAACACAGUUUUUAUGGACCAAGGAACUUGUAUAUUGUAUAAGCUUUAGUAAAAGGUACAUUUUCACCAUACCUUUUUUUAUAUCACGGUAUUAUAGUACACCUUGUUACCAAAUAGGUUGUUCUCUUCCCCACCUACCUUUGAGCUUUUGCUCUAAAAUACAUUCAGGUUCCAAGCCUGACCGUGCUUGUUUAAUCUAAUUGUCAUACUCUUCCAGGUUUUUUUUUUUGGUCUAGGCUGGAACUUUUUUCUUUUAUUUUCAGCUGAAGUCUUAUGACUUUUCGUGAGUCAAAAUUGUUUGGAUUUCAGCAAGUCAAAUCUUGUAAAGGCCUAUGUAUUUUUUUUUUAAGAUUAUAUGAAGUCUGUGCAAAAGCUUUAAAAAAAAUGCCUCUGCCUUGCCUGCAAUACAUGCAAUGUAUGUUAACUUAGUCUGUCUUCUCAGACACUGUUGGUAGUAAUUUCUGUGUUUUCCUUUUUUUUUUUUUUAAAUGAACUUACAGUGGUUAUCCGAGAGGUUCUAACAUUCACAUGCAAUUUGGUGUGGCCAUUUAGCCAUUAAUGAGUUAAUGGCACAGAACAUGUUGAUAUUUGAAGUGUUCUCUCCCCUUUUCCCAUAACGUAAAUGCAUAAUGUGUGUUCCAGGAUUUGUUCAGGUUUUUCCCCCCUCCCAAUCUUGUACAUAACUUGUAUUAUGUGUAAGUUAAACAUUUUAUUUUGAACUUGGAAUGUUCCCAGUGAUUUCAUUCAGCAGGGUAUUUUCUGCCUUGUUGGCAAGUGACAAAAUAUAUGGGAAGUAUUUGCUACCAGUUGGUAGAUGGUGCCCUUAUGGUAGAAUGAGGAAAAUGUCAGCAAAAGCAUGUUUUAUUAUCUUUACUUUCUGGGGGGGGUUGGAAGGGGUAGCUAGCCAGAACAUCAUUGUAAUCUUAAAACAUAAGAUGCUUUUAUUAGAUAUGAUCAACUAAAAUAGCUGGAAGACAGUACUUUAGAAACAGAUAGUUGUAAGAUUAUAAAAUGCAAAUGUAACUUAUGUUUUCAUUUUUUUCUCUGCCUUUUUUGUUUGUUUUCUCUUUUCCAGUACUGAGCAUCUCCACAAACGUCUCCUAACUCAGAAAAUAUUUCUUUUCUUUUCAGUUGAGAUUUGGUUGCAUUCAGGGUUGUAUGUUGGCCUUGCCUGCUAAACCCGCCAGUUUUACCUUGCUUUCAUUCCUGAACUUUGGUUAUGCUUUUGUUUGGUUUCUUCGAAAUUGCAGCAGACUCAUUGGGCUACAUUUAGUACAGGAACCACAUGUGUAAUGUUAUACGACACAGUCUAGUAAUACAAUCAUCCCUCUUAGAGUAAAAACUACCUCUAGAUUGUGGUAAGCUUUUACUGUCCCAUAAAACAGGAGCCACAGUACCUUAUGAAUGCAAAACUGUAACUUCCUACAGUGUUUCCUUACAGAACAUGGUCUUUCUGGUGUCCUGGGCUGUUUUGAAAAAAUUUCCAUUAAUAGACUUUUUAGAAAUUAUUAUUAGUAGCAUUUUUUUUCAGCCUCGCUGUCUUCAUCACUCACUCUGUGCUCAGACUAUGCCACUGUAAAUAUUCUUCCUAACAUCUUUAAGUCGCCUUUUCCUCGGUUUUCAAGGGGAAAGUCAUUUGUAAAGUACGUUAGGUGAUUAAAUCAGUUAUUGCAGUUUUCUCUUACUGCAAGCCUUUUUAAUCACCCCCAGGCUGCAUUUUAUUCUGUAUCGCCUUUUUUCUUCAAAUCUGCUCCAAUCACUCACUUCUCUCUUAUAAGCUAAUCCUGCCUCACACCUUAAAUCUGUUUCAGUGAUCAAGGGCAGAACUCAUUGUGGCCUUAUCUUUCUUUGUUGUAACUGUUCACCGUCUCUUUCUUACAGACCGCUUAUUUCUGAGGAGUAGUUAUUCCUCUUUGUGGAGUCAUGGCAGGAGUCAUUACACAGUGCUUUUGUUCAAAGCAUGGACAUGUUCCUAGUGCUGCUUUGCUUUAACGGCCACAAGUUUCCUCCACUUCCUAGGUUUGGUAUUUAGUUAAGGAAUCAUAUUAAAUUAACCAAUAACAAAAGAGAUACUUUUGAAGAACAAACUAUUCCUUACCCAUUUUUGUAGCUCAAAAAUAAUUUUUCAAGUUCAUGACUUUGUUAAAAUGAACUUGUGCUUUUUUAACAAACGUUUGUUUUAUUUUGAUUGUUUCUUUACAUAAGAUAAUUGAAAUAUUAUACUGUAAACCCUUUUCUCUCUCUCUCUCUUUUUUUGAAAAGUCCAAGAAUCUACUUAAUACAGGCAUUUUUCCCCACCUAUUUUUGGCCAUUCUUAUACCACAGACUAAAAAGUGAAAUGAUUUGUCCGUUGUAGCUUAUUGUUUAUCAGUAGUUCUUUUGUCAGCUGCUUAAAUUUUUUCUUUCAUGGUUUUGUGAAUCAUUUUCAGUAUGUAAUUUAUAGGAACCUUGUCCUCUGGUUAUAGUAGACUGUGUCCCCUCCUCCAGUGAUGGCAUUAUUAGACAUGCUGAUCAUUUACCCGCAGAAAGAUUCUCUUCUUAGAAUGGCGAGUGCUUCAGUUGUAGUAUGUUUGAAAUUUUAAAAAUUCUGUUUUAGAAAUGUAUCUUAUGCUCUUAUGACUUUAUGUAAUUUCUCAACAUACACAUAGAAGCUGAGUCUCUGAUCCAAUGUUUUUAUUUGUUCCAUUUAAUUUAUCACAUAGAUUGAGAAGGCAAGCUAAAAGCUUUAAAAAUGCCCUUCAUAUUUUGAGUGAUUUCAGAGUUGAACACUAGUAUACUAUCUAAAUUUGCUGCUCAUUUCUUUAAACUGUGGCAAUUAAAGGCAUCCUUAUACAUGACUUAAUCGUGAAAUGUUUGUCACUUUUACUGCACAGACUUAUCUGCAAUCAUAACUGGUUAGUUUUUUUUGUUUUGUUGUUUUUAAUGAAACUGGUACCAUCUGUGCUUUCAUAAAAAACUUCCAAUGCUGUUUUUGAGAACUAACCUAACUAGUCAUGCUAACCAGAAAAUCCACUGGGGAGGAGGUUCCUUUUGAAACAAAAUGCUCUUCAGUUAGUAACCAAGUUACUUUGAUUUCAAAAGCAGCUGUGUUUCUGAUGAGUACUGAACAAAUGUGUGUAAUUUUCUGUGCCAGACUUACACUUUGUUUUCAAGCACUGCAAUGUGGGAUGGAUGGUUAGAAACAAUAAUAUAUUAGGGUUUCUGUUUAACCCUUUCAGGACUGAAAUGUAUCUCCUUUUGUUAAUUUCCCCCUGUGUCGUGAUAAAUGUUUGCCAGCAUUCAGUACUGUGUUGGUCCAGAUGUAGGUUUAUAUGCUCAUUUUUAGCUUAUUUCUUGUACCUUGCAGCAUGCUCUACGCAUUCAGUCCUUAAGGGGUUUAUCUUACAAACUGUGCGCCUGUAAGGUUUAUUAGCAAUAAGAUAGAAAAUCGAGCAAGUUUAUACCAUAAUUUUGUAGAAAAAAAAGAAUCUGCUCAGUUCCAUAUUUCAUCCAUGAAAAACUUGCAAUAUGAGCAGUUUCAAGGAAUAAAUAAAAAGGAAAUGUAAACCAUUGUAAAA
Piliocolobus tephrosceles (Ugandan red Colobus) is the source of this 4868-nucleotide messenger RNA. RefSeq names its product recombination signal binding protein for immunoglobulin kappa J region (gene RBPJ). Gene Ontology annotation, molecular function: DNA-binding transcription activator activity, RNA polymerase II-specific; RNA polymerase II cis-regulatory region sequence-specific DNA binding. NCBI's taxonomy places the organism in Eukaryota, Metazoa, Chordata, Mammalia, Primates, Cercopithecidae. Gene Ontology annotation, biological process: regulation of transcription by RNA polymerase II. The record is from RefSeq and is a predicted model, not a curated record. The transcript has 7 exons. Bases 1 to 978 code for a protein of 325 amino acids.